CGUGAGGAGGCCAGGACCGGGACGCUGCGGGUAGUGGAGGCAGGCCCUGCGCGGUGCAGCCAGCCCAGCGCGGUUAAGUGCAGCGUCCCCCGCGCCCGGCUCAGGCAGCUUCGACGUCUCCGUCCCGCGCCCGCCAUGCCCGAGCAGCUCAGUGUCGCGGAGUUCCUGGCCGUCACCGCGGAGGACCUCAGCUCCCCAACCGGGGCAGCCGCUUUCGCGGCCAAGAUGCCCCGGUGCCGGGGGGCCGCUCUGGCACGGGAGGAGGUCCUGGAAGGAGACCAGGCUAUCUUGCUGAGGAUCAAGAAGGCUGUGCGGGCCAUCCACAGCUCUGGCCUUGGUCAUGUGGAGAAUGAGGAACAUUACCGAGAGGCUGUGGAGGCCUUGGGGAAUAGUCACCUGUCCCAGAACAGCCACGAGCUGUCCACGGGCUUCCUGAACUUGGCUGUGUUCACCCGUGAGGUGGCUGCGCUCUUCAAGAACCUGGUGCAGAACCUGAACAACAUCGUCUCCUUCCCACUGGACAGUCUGAUGAAGGGGCAGCUAAGGGACGGGCGGCAUGACUCGAAAAAGCACCUGGAGAAGGCGUGGAAAGACUAUGAAGCCAAAGUGGCCAAGCUGGAGAAGGAGAGGGAUCGAGCCAGGAUCACAGGGGGAAGCCAUGGGGAGCUGUCCCAGGACACGCAGCGAGAGCGGCGGGUCUUCCAGCUGCACAUGUGUGAGUACCUUGUCAAAGCUAGAGAGAGUCAGGUGAAGCAAGGUCCAGACUUCCUGCAGAGCCUCAUCAAGUUCUUCCACGCCCAGCACAACUUCUUCCAAGAUGGCUGGAAAGCAGCUCAGAGCCUGUCCCCCUUCAUCGACAAGCUGGCAGCCUCGGUCCAUGUGCUUCGGCAAGCUCAGGAGGAGGAGCUGCACAAGCUGACCCAGCUCCGCGACUCCCUCCGAGGGAUGCUGCAUCUGGAGAGCAGAGAGGAGCACCCAAACCGGAAGAACUCAGGGGGCGGCUACAGCAUCCACCAGCACCAAGGCAACAAGCAGUUUGGGACUGAGAAGGUGGGCUUCCUGUACAAGAAAAGCGAUGGGAUUCGAAGAGUCUGGCAAAAGAGGAAGUGUGGAGUCAAAUAUGGCUGCCUGACCAUCUCACACAGCAUGAUCAACCGGCCCCCAGUAAAGCUGACCCUGUUGACGUGCCAAGUGAGGCCAAACCCUGAGGAGAAAACGUGCUUCGACCUGGUGACCCAUAACCGCACAUACCACUUCCAUGCGGAGGACGAGCUAGAGUGUGAGGCGUGGGUGUCGGUGCUGCAGAACAGCAAGGAUGAAGCGCUGAGUAGCGCCUUUAAUGGGGAGCCCAGUGGCGGCCAGUGGUCUUGGGGUAGUGCCAGAUUGGAUUCUGAGCCCCAGGACCUCACCAAGAUGCUGGUCGCUGAGGUGAAAAGCAGGCCGGGGAACGACCAUUGUUGCGACUGUGGGGCUUCAGACCCCACAUGGCUCAGCACCAACCUGGGUGUGCUCACCUGCAUCCAGUGCUCCGGGGUCCACCGCGAGCUGGGCGUGCGCUUUUCUCGCAUACAGUCCCUCACCUUGGACCUCCUAGGCCCCUCAGAGCUGCUGCUCGCCUUGAACAUUGGAAACUCCCACUUCAAUGAAAUCAUGGAGGCCCGUCUGCCCUCCCAUGGCAGCCCUAAACCCUCUGCUGAGAGUGACAUGAGCAGCCGCAGGAACUACAUUGUGGCCAAGUAUGUGGAACACAGGUUUGCACGCCAGUCCACACCUGAUCCCCAAAGACUAAGAACAGCCAUCUGCAGCAGGGACCUCCUGUCUGUACUGGAGGCCUUUGCCAAUGGGCAGGACUUCGGACAGCUACUGCCAGGGCCUGACGGGCAGGCACCCGGAGAGCUCGCCCUGCACUUGGCCAUCAGAGUCGCCAGCCAGGCUUCCCUGCCCCUAGUGGACUUCCUCAUCCAGAAUGGUGGCCACUUGGAUGCCAAGGCCGCAGAUGGAAACACCGCCCUGCACUGCGCGGCGCUCCACGGCCAGCUGGACUGUCUCAAACUUCUGCUGAAAGGGAGAGCUCCCGUGGGGGCAGCAAAUGAUGCUGGAGAAACAGCUCUGGACAUAGCCAGGAAGAAACAGCACAAGGGAUGCGAAGAACUGCUGGAGCAGGCACAGGCAGGGACCCUCGCCUUCCAUCUCCACGUGGACUAUCCAUGGGGACAUUCCAUGGGCCAUGGCUUUGACAGUGAGGAGGAGGAGGAAGAAAAGCACUGUCCUGUGAAGCCCCCAGCUCAGGCCUGCUGGGGCAGUGGGAGGUUGGACAUCAGUAACAAGACGUAUGAGACCAUUGCUAGCCCGGGACCAGCCACCUCUCAGAGCCAGAGCGAGGACAGUCCCCCACCCCUGCCCAUCAAAAGCUCUUCUAGGACCAUACACCCAGGGCGAGCUGGACAUUCCAAUGGAGAUCGCUCUGACACCCCCAGUCUGAGGUCAGAGUCUCCUGAGGCCUCAGAGAACCCAAACAGCCCAGCGUCUUCCUUAUCCAGCCUCACCGGCUCUGUGGAACCUGGGAGGUUGAGCCAAGCCCCGCCUAGCCCUGAAGAAGGCCUCCAGGAGACACCAGGCACCUCCCGACCUGGGCCAGCAUCUGGGACCACCCCUCCUGAGGUGUACCUCCCCGUCAAGUUCAGCUCGGAGAGCACUCGGUCCUACAGACGGGGAGGUCGGAUCCUGGAGGAUGGUCCCUCUGCCUGGCAUCCUCUGUCUAGAAGGAACAUUCCGGUCGUCCUUGUGGAAGGAGAUGGCUCAAAGACCGGGGCUCUCGCGGCAAGUUCUCUGCAACUUUUGCACGACUAGCUCCUUGCUGACCCCUCUGCAUGGCCCCACACUGGACCCCAACAUUCAAAGCUGGGACUUGAGCCCACAGAACUGGACUGUGCCCCUGCCAAGGACACUGACCCUUCUGUGUUGGCGCUGAUGUAGAUCUGAGGAUGAGGAUGCCUGGACUGGGUUCAGUUAUCCAGCCAGUCAGUCCUUGCCAGACCAGGACCAUUUCUCCCUACGAGGAUGGGACCCACUUGCUAUCUUUCACAUCCGGGCACUGUCUUGUGGUCUAGUAUUUCCCGUGAUGAUUCCAGCUCUGUGUCCAGACCUUUGCUAGGUACUAUGGAUGCCACAUGAAUAAGACAAGCAUCCCACAGGUAUGGUCCCUUGCUGGAAAGCUGUUCUCAAGAACUGACUUGGAAUGAGCAGAUCCUAAAGAAGGAAGAUUGCUUCUGAGCCCCCAGGGUCAGCUUUUGUACAUCUCAGAGCCAUUCUUUUAUUCAUCUCUAAUAAAGGAUUCUCGGGGGAA
Myodes glareolus (Bank vole) is the source of this 3346-nucleotide messenger RNA. RefSeq names its product ArfGAP with SH3 domain, ankyrin repeat and PH domain 3 (gene Asap3). The record is from RefSeq and is a predicted model, not a curated record. Gene Ontology annotation, molecular function: protein binding; GTPase activator activity. Gene Ontology annotation, biological process: cell migration; positive regulation of GTPase activity; regulation of stress fiber assembly. Lineage: Eukaryota; Metazoa; Chordata; Mammalia; Rodentia; Cricetidae. Gene Ontology annotation, cellular component: cytoplasm; focal adhesion; ruffle.